GAGGAUUAAGAAAUAAUGGGAUUAAUCUAUAAAACUAUUUGUUUGCUUUCAGCACUAAUAGGGGCCAGUCAAGCAGGGAUUUCUUGUGAUUUUGAAACAGACUUUUGUGACUGGUAUCAGAUUAAAUCUGACCACCUUGAUUGGAAGCUAGGUACUUCAGGAACACCAGACAGAACUUCCGGUCCUGAACAUGACCAUACUACUGGGCAAGGGAAUUUCGCCUACCUAAGCGGUAGUCAUGCCCGGUUAAACAAUGCUUCCGGUGGAAUGAUCACACCGUUAGUGGUGACCAAUGAAACGGCGACACUGUCAUUCUGGUAUCAUAUGAAUGGUAAUGGAAUUGGCAGCCUGCUUGUCCUAAUCAUUGAUGUGAACGGAAACAGACAAGAAAUCACCAGAAUUACUGGAAGACAAGGCAACGAAUGGAGGAAAACUAGCUUCGAUUUACCAUCAGGAUCUUUUAGAAUCUGUAUCCUAGGAACAGCACGGUAUCAUUUUGGCAGCGAUAUUGGUAUUGAUGACAUUAUACUGCUGGGUCACGUACAAGAAAUAACAACCACACCUCCACCCACCACUCCAGAACCAACUAUUGAUGUUAGCGAAUUGAAGUGUGACUUUGAGCUCGAUUUUUGCCAAUGGAAACAAGAUGCAGAAGAUCAAUUUGAUUGGAGAAGAACUGCGUUCGAUACGCCAGAUAGAUCUUCCGGUCCAAUAGCCGAUCAUACAACCGGAAACGGAUCCUACGCAUUUAUCAGUGGGCACGAGGUAAUGCAAACAUAUUGGAUCUCUCGAAUGAUUAGCCCAGAAGUUGUGGUCUAUAAACGGACAACGUUUAAAUUCUGGUACCAUAUGAACGGCCAUGGUAUUGGUUCCCUGAUCAUCAAGAGCCUAUUGAAUACUGGAAAAACGAAUCUACUGUUUAAAGUGACUGGAAGACAGGGACCAGAUUGGAAUGAGGGAAGAAUAGAUCUACUUCCUGGAAUUUACAGGCUAUCUAUUGAAGCCACAGUUCGUCUCCACUAUGGUAGUGAUAUAGCUAUAGAUGAUAUAACAGUUGUACCACUAUAGUCGAGAUGAUCAGGUUGUGUCAAUAGCGAUAACUGUGCCAACCAACACAAUGAAACUGUAUAUAAUGUAACUGAAAUGUGAUCUGCAUCAUAGGGUCAAAUUGGGUGUUUCAGAGGACUAGUUGUAAUAUAAGAAUGUAUUUUUAUCCUAUAUUAUCUAAUAUUCUGGUUAAUAAAAUUAUAGAACUCC
Molecule: messenger RNA, 1257 nt
Organism: Lottia gigantea (owl limpet)
Lineage: Eukaryota; Metazoa; Mollusca; Gastropoda; Lottiidae
Exons: 8
Coding region: 16-1068 (350 amino acids)
Cellular component (GO): membrane
Source: RefSeq, a predicted model, not a curated record